GGGGCGGGGCCGGCGGCUCGCGCAGGUCCGGUCCUCGCGGCGGCGCGGCGCGGCGCGGCGCGACGAAGAUGGCGGCCUCCGGCUGGGCCCGUGCCGCCGUGGUCCUUCUCUGUGCCUCUGAACUGCUGCUGCUCCUGCUGCUGCCGCUGAGGGCCUUCGCCGCUGAGGGCUCAGCCGAGACGCCCGGCGAGGCCACCCCACCUCUCCGGAAGAAGAAGAAGGAUAUUCGCGACUACAAUGACGCGGACAUGGCUCGUCUUUUGGAACAGUGGGAGAAAGAUGACGACAUAGAAGAAGGAGAUCUCCCAGAGCACAAAAGACCCUCUGCACCUAUAGACUUCUCACAGAUAGACCCGGGCAAGCCUGAGAGCAUACUGAAGAUGACAAAGAAGGGCAAGACUCUCAUGAUGUUCGUCACUGUAUCAGGAAGCCCCACGGAGAAGGAGACGGAGGAAAUCACGAGCCUCUGGCAGGGCAGUCUUUUCAACGCCAACUACGACGUCCAGAGGUUCAUCGUGGGGUCAGACCGUGCCAUCUUCAUGCUGCGUGACGGCAGCUACGCCUGGGAGAUCAAGGACUUCUUGGUCAGUCAAGACAGGUGUGCCGAUGUAACUCUGGAGGGACAGGUGUACCCUGGCAAAGGAAGAGGAAGCAAAGAGAAAAAUAAAACCAAGCAAGAGAAAGGCAAAAAGAAGGAGGGGGGAGAGCCGAAACCUCAGGCUUCGAAGGAAGGCAAUCGAGCUGGGAGUAAAAGAGAAGAGCUGUAGCGGGGCAGCUGCGGGUUCUGCAGUGGAGCGCGGGGAGCUCAGCCAGGGCGCGUGGGCCGGGGGUGGGCGUGGGAAACCACACAGCCAUGAGUUCUCUGCUGGCAAAGGUCUGCCAUGUGACCAGUUUCUGGUCAGUGUAAGAAUUACUGUUUAAAAGACUUCAAGUCAGAAGACAGAGGUUUUGUAAUUAACAUGGGACACUGACAAAUUCAUGAUUACUAUAAAAUCACUUUAAAUGGAAAGCUGGCGGUGUUGCUUUUCCCCAUAAAUGUGGGGAGUCUCUGGCCGGACUGUGGCACCGCUCCCUUCGCUGCACCUGCUCUUAUCCGGCAGCCUGCUGUAUCCAUGCUUUUUAUUUCUGUUAACUGAAAGGAUACCAGGUUCUCAUCAGACCAACUUAAGACUCCUGACUAAAUUGAAUCAGGCUCUCCAUGCCACAGACAUCACUUCAUUACUGUGAGAUUAGAAACGCUCCACAGGAGCACUGCACGUAUCUAAAUAUACAAUCAGGACACCAGGAUGCGUAAAUCCCAAAUCUGUGCAGAAAAUGCAGAGAACAGAAAAUAAUGCAACUUGGGAAUCCUAAGUAUUCGCUUUGAGUUUCUUGGACUUGAAUUCCUCUUGUCAGUUAUAGAGAACUCUUGGUAUCUGUCAGGUUUUAUGUAGUCUGUAAGUCCAGGGGUUCUGUCAGAAUAGAACUUUAUUUAGGAAAGAGUAAUGCUGGUGUUGAGAGUUGUGUGUUCCAUUUCAUGUGAUGAUUUUCAAGGGUGUAAAUCGGGCAUGAGCAGAGUUCUUUGCAGAGCGUAGCAGAAGACUCAAUAACCUCAUUCACUUCUAAACAUUUUUCUUUGAUAAAGUGCCUAAAAUUGUGGUGUUUUUGUAUGGUACUAAUAUGAUGUGCUACCUGUUACUGUCUGAUGUUGCUGUCAUACGUCAGAGCCUACUCUAAGAGUUACGGAAUUUAUACACAGGUGUCAUUUUUAAGAACUAAAAUCAUUUGUUCAAAAAGGCUUCCAUUGUGAUUUUAACAAAUUAAAAACAGCAUGCACACGGUUAGAAAACUUCAUCGUUAAAGAAUGGUACAAAGCAAAAAGCCUUGGCCUCCCCUGCUACCACUGCCUUGUCCCAGUGGAAGCUACUGUUAAUUUGUUUUCAAAAAAAAAAGAAAGGUACACUUACUGGUUUACAGUGAUAUGUAUUUGUUUUGGCCUUACAGCCUCUAUUUCCCCUUCUUUUGGUAACUAUUCAGAUCUCCCCACAGUGAUCCACACCCUCUUUGUUUUCUGUUCUGUGCUGUAGGGGAUGUUUGCCCUGCAGGCCCCCCCCUCCAGGGAGGAAUUAAUCCCAGGGUGAGUUUGCUUGAGCCACAUCAGGAAGAGGUGUUCUGUGUUUCUCAUACAAUCUGAACCCAGGGAAGUGAGGCUGGAGCUGCUGCCACCCUCUUGCCCCCUCCAGGGGAGGGCUGUCUGAGGAUGCAGUGGGGAGAAGCAGGGAGAGAGCCGAGUCCUGGUGGUAUCGCCUAAGCCCCUGCAUCCGGCCUCGUCUGAAACCAGUCCUGUCCCUGGGUUUUUUCAGUUUUUACUUGAGCGAUUUGUUGGGUUUCUGUCAUCUGUCGUUGCGCUGGCCUCGUAUACAGGGCAGCCGUCCUGACUGGAUGCUUGUCUUCAUUAAACAGAAGGGCGCACACUCUCCACCCUGCCCAGGACCUUGUGUUUCCACUUAGCUGGCUUUCCGUGUCACAGUGUACACGUCUGUCUCAUUGCUUCCUAUGGGAUAUGCGGCCACAUCAGCCUGUAUUGACUAAGCUUCUGUUACAUUCUGGGCACCACUAGAUGCCAGCAACAGUGUGGAUACAGCCCCUGCCAUCGUGAAACAGUGAUUUGGUGGGGAAAGACAAAUACUAAUCCUAUACAAAGUGAAAUGGCAAUCGUUGAAAUAGGUAAGAAGUACAGUGCCAAGAAGUGGAGGAAUCUUGGGAUAGUCAGAGGGGACCUCUCUGAGGCAGGAGGAGGGAGUAACCUAGGCAGAGGAAACAGUCCAUGCAAAGGCCCUGUGGUUAGACGGAACAGAGGAGGGACAGCGGGAAGGCCAAUGAAGAGGCUGGGGCACAGCACAGGACCAGGCUGGACAGGUGAGUUAUGGAGGUUUUAUGGGGGUCGAGAGCUUAUACAAGUCUCUGGGAUCUCUUAAAGAAACAGUACACCUUUAUGAAUAAGAAUUAUGAAAGUGAAGAUUUAUUUGGAAGAUUCCUAUGUAAGAGGGGCCCAUUCACUUAGAAAAUCCACCUCUGCAAGCCAGCUGUUAAGGUACAGAACUACCUUACCAGGCGACAAAGCUAAUGCCUGCUGUCCUGACUCCUGUCUCCCUGGCUGUCCUCCCCCCCAUUCCCCCGGGAAGCCCUAGACCUUAUACGUUCCAGUAAUGAGGAUGAAAGCUGGAACUGUAGCAUCUGUGUGGGGUGCACAGGGUCUGGUAGAGAUUCUGGAGGACUGAAGGAUUUUAGCUGUGGGGUGGAUUCAAGUGGUAAUCUGAUUUGCACUGGCUACACCAGAGAAUUGAUUGGAAGUGGGCAGUGGUUGGUGUGAGGGGCAAGUUGGGAGGGUCUUUCAGUAGUUCAGGCCUUGCUUGAAGGUGGCGCAGGAUGAGCUGGGUGGUGGUGAGGUCUGACCCACAGUUCCCCUGCACAGUCCCUGCUGAUGCACGUUGAGUUUUCAGGGUCUCACUAGUAGGUACAGUGCUGCACUGGACAUUUUAACAGAUAUUACCAACUAUUUUGGUAAACUUGUGUUUAUAUCUGAGGGGCAGAUUCCUAGCAGUGGAAUUGGUAGAAGAAGCAAAUUUUAACCUUCCCAUGUAGACUGCCAAAUGACCCUCCAAUGUGGUUUUGUUAACUUAGCUUUGCUAACAGUAGACCUCAAAUCCUGGCCAGCACUGGGCAUUACACUUGCCAAUUUAAUAGACGUGAAAACCACAUCUUCAUUGGCUACCCUGAAGCAACCCUAGUGGAGAGGCCACAUAUAGGAGCCACACAGAGAGAGAGAUGCUCAGAGAACCCCACCUGUACCAGCCCCAGCUAGGAGUCAUCCCAGCCCAGGCACAGACAGGUGAGCAAGUGAGCCUUCAAAUGCUUCCAGCCUUCAAGACGUCCCAGCCAUGCAGGAAGCAGAAAAGCCACGCCCAAUCUGCAGAUUCGUGAACAAGAGAAAUGUCAUGUUUAAGGGAGGGGCGGGGGGUGUAUAAUACAUAUACACAUGCACAUAUAUAAAUUCAUUCUUUUUAAAUUUUUUUAUUUUUUUGUCCGCGCUGCGCGGCAUGUGGAAUCUUAGUUCCCCGACCAGGGAUCGAACCCCUGCCCCCUGCACUGGGAGCGUGAAGUCUUAACCACUGGACCACCAGGGUUUUUACUUUUUCAUGUUUGUUUUCAUGCCUCUUGAUUUAAUACAUUCACAUGACAUCUUUGACUGUAAACUAUGAAACAUGAGAACUUAAUAAUUAGACAUCCUUCCACCCCCCUAGUUUUUGAUACUUUAGGUUGUGGUUUUUAGUACUUGUUUCCUUUAUAAUGUUAAACCUCUUUUUCUUUUUAUUUAUUUUUCUUUUUGCGGUAUGCGGGCCUCUCACCGUUGUGGCUUCUCCCAUCGCGGAGCACAGGCUCCAGACGCGCAGGCUCAGCGGCCAUGGCUCACGGGCCCAGCCGCUCCGCAGCAUGUGGGAUCUUCCCGGACCGGGGCACGAACCCGUGUCCCCUGCAGCUGCAGGCGGACUCUCAACCACUGCGCCACCAGGGAAGCCCCCUCUUUUUAAAUUAAACCAACUUAGUAUGUAUUAAUCCCUCAUCAAGGUGGAGGAAUUCUCAAAAUUCCUUCCAUCUCCUGAUUCUUCUUUAAGAGUGUUACUUGUACACUGACAGGUUGUGUAACACAUCCAUUGCUCCAUUGGAGCGGUCUAGGCCAGUCUUAUCUUUCCUCUUAGAAGCGACUGCUUUUUCGAUCAGAUCCUGGGGAUCCUGCCUCAUUCCUAUCAUUCAGUACUUUUGCUAAAAAGAUUUUUCAAAAUCUUUUGUUAUUCUCGUAGAAUAUGGUGUGUCAUUUCCAACUGCAAUUUAGGUGGUUUUUUCCCCAUGAUGUGAAAAAAAAUUAUCUUCUAUUAACUUAUUUUCAGUUUUGUGUUGGUGUUUUGGGCACCAAUUUUUUUCUUAGCUCUGAAAUGAGUUUUUUUGUUUGUUUGUUUGUUUGUUUUUUUGUGGUACGCGGACCUCUCACUGCUGUGGCCUCUCCCGUUGCGGAGCACAGGCUCCGGACGCACAGGCUCAGCGGCCAUGGCUCACGGGCCCAGCCGCUCCGCAGCAUGUGGGAUCUUCCUGGACCGGGGCAUGAACCUGUGUCCCCUGCAUCGGCAGGCGGACUCUCAACCACUGUGCCACCAGGGAAGCCCCUGAAAUGAGUUUUUUUUUAAAUCUCGUUCUGUUUUUAAUCUGUUUUUAUUAGAAACCAAGUUUUUGUUAAAUUCUGUGAAUUCAGGAAGUCCAAAUGGAGACGCUGUACCUUGUGGAUUUUGUUUGUUUGUUUGCUUUUCUUCAAGAAACUGCCAACUUUGUUUUUGUAUCUCAUUUUUUUCAUGUUUUCUUUUUAUUCAUUUUCUUAAAUUUUAUUGAAGUAUAGUUGAUUUACACCUUGUGUUAUAUUUUUUCCCAGAAUAGAAUAUUUUUCUGUAUUUGUACAUAUAUUCUUUUGUGGUGGUUGUUUUCUAAUUGCAGCAUGUUUGGAUAGAUACCACGUCUUUGUUUUUUCCCCUCUUGUUCAUGCUUUGUAGACACAGCCUUUCCCAGACCUUGGCCUAGACUAUCUAUCUUUGGUGAAUUCUCCUGACUCCCUUCCCUCCUUAUCUGAGCAUUGUUUGUUUUCCUGGAGCUGCAAUUCGUGGCCUGAGUAUUGCUUUUUCUCAGCUUUUCUAUAACCUAACAGGAAAGGGAGGGGGCUCAGGCUGUGUGGCCUUGCUUGAUGAGUAGGCUGUGCCGUCCUGUGAUUUUUACCAAAUGUCCUAGACCUUGGUGGGGUCGGGUGUGGGGGUGGGUAACACUCUUCCUAGAAGGUUUCCUGUCCAGCCUUCGGAGAGUCCCUCUGAUUAGCAAUGGACCUCGGAGCCCUGGCUGCCCUCUGGGAGGGUCAGGCUGGAGUGUUCCUCUCUACCUAAUAACCAUGUUUCCCCCGCCCCUGUAGGAGGAGGAAAGGCCAUGCCAAAUGCUGCUUUUGGCCAGGGCAGGGCUAGGCAUGGGCAGUGAAGCACUCGCUACAGGCACGUGAUGUAAGGGGCAUCACAAAACUCAGUAAAGAGAAAUAAUAUUUAAUUGUGUAUUUAAAAAAUCAAGUUAAUGUUAAAAAAAGAAACUGAUGAUGAAAACAUGAAAAUCUUAAAGACAGGAGCAGUCAGAGCAAAGAUGAGGGUGAGACAGUGAGGCUAUGCAGGUAUGGGGUCGAAUCUAAGGUCUUAAACCAGUGGUCUUUAAGUAGUAUUUCUUCAUGGUUUCUUUUUGGGGUUUUUUUUGCGGUACGCGGGCCUCUCACUGUUGUGGCCUCUCCCGUUGCGGAGCACAGGCUCUGGACGCGCAGGCUCAGCGGCCAUGGCUCACGGGCCCAGCCGCUCCACGGCAUGUGGGAUCUUCCCGGACCGGGGCACGAACCCGUGUCCCCUGCAUCGGCAGGCGGACUCUCCACCACUGCGCCACCAGGGAAGCCCUCUUCAUGUUUUAAGAGUUAAUAUUCCCUGACUUACCAGGUUUGUACUUUCAGAAUAAGACUUGAAAGCCUUAUUGUACAGAUGUUACAAGAUCUCCAUGAAAGAAAGAAAUUCACCCACCUACACAGCCUCCCAGCUAUUCAAGCCUUGUUCAUUUGACCAAGCUUCCUUUCAGGUUAUUAUCUCUGAACUUUGUAAUCACAUAGUUGUCAUCAUAGCAGAAACAGAAUUUUAUUUUUGGCUUUUUCCACUUAGCCUUGUGUCAUAAUGACGUUUCCCUGUUGCUAUAUGGGCUUCACAUUUAACAUUUCACUGGCUGUGUAACAGUCCCAUCCUUUUCCUGCAGAGAAAGUUGGGCCAGACUGCAGUGUCAGACGUGGCUCUGCUACUUACAAGGGCAUGAGUCUAAUCUGUGUCUCAUCCGCAUCCCCUUCCAGAAGUGUCUGCGUCAUCCCAAGGCUUCCCUGUUCGCAGGAGUGACCCUACUCCCCUAUCCCACCCACCUUGGAUGGUCACAGUCACUUGGACCAGAGGUGCAGACCUCACCCUGGGCACACACCUGGUUGGCAAAUCAGAUCCUCUCGGCCAGAGAUUGAAUGAUUUGGUAGCUGAGUCAUCAACAGUGGGACAACUAGAGUGAAGGUUUCAGAGCUUCUGUUGGUGAAAUUUCUGGACUUGCCCUGAGUUUCUGACCUCCUGGGUCUUGAUGAUUCUGCUUGUUCCUGGAUUCUGGGAGCUCUAGAUCCUUAUGAGCUUUUCACUAGAGCUGCUUUGAAGAAGUUUCUGCAACUGGUCUGAUCUCCCCACUCUAACUUUUUUUAUUCUCUGUUUUUAUCUGUCUAAACAGGGUAUGAAACAAAGCAAAGAUGUCAGGACCCUCGUUCUGUGCUGUAUCGCCACUCUCUUGACCUCUUCCUAUAUUGUUGAAUAUUUGGGUUCUUUUUAGUGACCCACAAUUGUCAAUUUCAUUGAAAUUAGUUUCUCUUCUGCCUUAAGAUGACUCCUUUAGUAUUGUUUUCAAGAUUACUGGAACAAAGGACGCGUUUUUAUUAUACGUUGUCAUUUUACUUCCAAAAGGAUUAUAUCAGUUUGCGCGGUCACCAGCAGUAUAUGAGCAGACCCAUCCAUUCUGCCAAAAACUCACUAGAAUUGGGCAUUAUUUUUAAUUCAUUAAUGUAUUUAUUCAUUCAGAAGUAUUUAUUGAUCACCUACAUGCCAGGCAUAGUUUGAGGUAUAAAAUGUUAAUUUAUUUUAAUUUGCAUGCUUCUCAGUCUCUUGGUGGACUGUGUUAAAGAAAAAUUUUGUACUAGACACUUGUUAAAAUUGGCAAGGAAGAUUUUAUUUACCGCUGUUGCAAAAGGGGAAAGAGAUUGAAUUCAACUCUGAAUGCAGUUAGUCAAAGAGCAGAGUGAGAGGGUCCGUGGAUGGAAAAUUAGAUUAGCUGUCAAGGGUAGGGGGAUGCUUGCUAACCUGGCCUCACUGGAUUCUUACCAGACUGGCCCGAGGCUGAGUUUUCAAGGCGCGGGAGGAUUAACCUGACCUGGGAGGAUUCUUCGCUAAACAGGGCUCAGCAGGCCAAGGUUGAGGCCUAGUUGAGAUGAGGCUUCAGAGGAACCUGACUCAAGUUUGCUCAAGGAGGGCAUCUUUGCCCACUCCAAUCUUUUUUUUCAUCUCCAAUUUUUGUAAUGUGUGUGCUCCUUAUUGAACAUAAAAAUUAACCCUUUGACUGAAAGCUGAUGAAAAAAAUGUUUUCCUGUGAUGCUGCUGCGAGGUACCUUGUUGACCAGGCUGGGUGAGGCCAGGGCUUGAAGCGGAGGGGCCUUUACAGUAGCCAAAGCUUGGGCUCUUCACUUGGGGGUCCUUGAGGGUGCACGUCUGGGAGGAAAGUCCCAAAGAACAGGCCUGGCUGAACUCAUCUGGGGAGCAGAGGAGGAAGAUGUGGAUGGUAAUGACUACAACAAACACGUUUUGGACUUGAGAGCUUCCACCAGCCUCCCAUUAUUAUCCACCUUGUGUGAACCUCGAGGUGUGGAGGUGUGGGCGGUUCCUGUUCACAGGUGAAACGGGAGGGGGAGGGGGUUCGCCUCUGAUCACAGAACCAGCCAGUGCUCUGCCUGUUUCAUAAAACCCCUAUCAGGAGAAGUAGAAAUUAGAAAUGUUCAUUCUUUCCACCUCACCGUCCAGAGAACCAAGGCACAGCUGGGAAAGUGAUUUGGCCAGAACCCUCUAGAGCAGGGGUCCCCCUGAAGAGACCAUUAGCAUCUUCCUGUGAAAGAAAAUCAAGUCAAAAAUUAAGGGACACCAUCGACAUGUCCAUUGACAAAGGAAUGCAUAAAGAAGAUGUGGUACAUAUAUACAAUGGAAUAUUACUCAGCCAUAAAAAAGAAUGAAAUAAUGCCAUUUGCAGCAACAUGGAUGGACCUAGAGACUGUCAUAUUGAGUGAAGUAAGUCAGACAGAGGAAGAGAAAUAUCAUGAUAUCCCCUAUAUGCGGAAUCUAAAACGAUACAAAUGAACUUAUUUACAGAACAGAAACAGACAUACAGACUUAGAGAAUGAACUAAUGGUUACCAGGGGGGAAGGGGGGAAGGAAGGGAUAGUUAGGGAGUUUGGGAUUGACAUGUACACACUGCUAUAUUUUAAACGGAUAACCAACGAGGACCUACUGUAUAUAGCACAGGGAACUCAGCUCAGUGUUAUGUGGCGGCCUGGAUGGAAGGGGAGUCUGGGGGAGAAUGGAUACAUGUAUAUGUAUGGCUGUGCACCUGAAACUAUCACAAAAUUAUUAAUCAGCUAUACGCCAAUAUAAAAUGAAAAGAAAAACAAAGAAACCAAAAUAAAUAUAGAAAUUUUCAUUUAUUCAUUAAUUUAAAAAAAGUUAAGGGAUAUGCCCACUAGGGGGCAGCAGAGACCGGCAUGCUUCGCGGCAUCCACAUUGCUUGAAGCUCUGACUUUGCCACCCACCCUUCGGGCAGAAUUCUUCAGCUAUUAUUUUAAUGAACAGAUCACUCAAUCUGUGCUUGCCAAAUAUUUGUGAACAUCUGCAUAUGCCUCUCUCUCUGGAUUUCUGUUUGAAACCUAAAAGAUUAUCUGCUCCGUGUGUCCUGUUCUACGUAAAUUAAUUUACGUCAUCCUCCUAGCAACCCUGUGCAGUCGAUACUAUAGCAUCAUCCCCAUUUUACACACAGGGAAACUGAAGCACAGAGAAGUUAAGUAUUUCUUCCGCGGUCGCACCACUAGGAAGUGUCAAAGCCAGCAUUUGAACUCAGGUCGUGGGGCUCUGCCUGGGAAGACGGCUGCUCCUGUCCACCUGGCCUCAUUGCACACCCGCUCGCCACGUAUGUACCUACUGAACACCUACAAGAUCCAGGAAUUGAGCCGGUGAUGGGGGUGAAGGCGAACAAGGCAGUAAAGCCCCUGCCCUCCUGGUGUUUACACAUGGCAUUAAAAGAUGCUCGAUGUCCCUUUCCGUUCAUUGCGCGUCCACUGUGUGCAGGCUCUUGACAUACUUUAUUUCAUUUACUCUCCGUAGCCCUGCAAGGUUGCAGUUUGCUAGCUGUUAGUGUGAGGCCCGUUAGAGCACAGCUUUGGAGUUGCACUGCCAGGUCCUGCAUUUUAGGAGCUGGAUCAUCUUGGGCACAUCAUCUAAGCUUGCUUAAGGCUAUGGGCACUAAUAAAAGUUCCUGCCUCAUAGACGUGUUGUGAGGAUUAAAUGCGUGAAUCCACAUGAAGUGCUUAACACAGCAUUCUAUAUGUGUUAACUGUUAUUGUAUUUUUCUUUUUUAUAAGUUUAUUCAUUUUAUCUCCUUAUAUUUUUGGCUGUGUUGGGUCUUUGUUGCUGCACCUGGGCUUUCUCUAGCUGUGGCGAGCAGGGUGCAUGGACUUCUCAUUGUGGUGGCCUCUCUUGUUGCGGAGCACGGGCUCAGUAGUUGUGGCGCACGGGCUUAGUUGCUCCGUGGCAUGUGGGAUCUUCCUGGACCAGGGCUCAAACCCGUGUCCCCUGCAUUGGCAGGCGGAUUCUUAACUGCUGUGCCACCAGGGAAGCCCUUGUUUGUUUUUUUAGAUGAUUAAACAGAGACUCGUAGGGUUAAGCCUCUGGCCCAAGGUCACUGCUAGCAAGGAAGGAAUGGCAUCCUUCCCCUCUGGAGGCAGUGCUCUGUUCACUGGAGCACCACAGCCUAAGGAGGGGGUUGGGAUAGAAGUCUGCAUGGGCUGCAGAGAUUGUUCCGGAAGAAUGGCCAUCUGCCCAGUGCAGCGUAUGCAAGAGCAGAGUGGGUCUGCUUCUGUUCAGGCGGGAACAUCCACUGCUUCCACCUCCUUGGCACUGCACUCCCAGAUGCUUGCAUUGUUGAGGACCUUCACACUUAGGUCACGUGGCGUCACCCUGAAAAUGACUAGGGGCAGAGCUGCCCUAGUCCAGGAUGGACUGCAGGCUGACUGUGCUGUUUGGUAGGACAAGGAAAUUUCCGGGGGGCAGAUUUCAGGUCUCAUCCAAGUGUCAUAAGCCAGAAACUCCGGGGCCCUCUCCACUCGGCCCAGCAUCUGGGGAAAUCUGAGCUGGCAGCUGGGGCCACGUGGUAAACUCUCCCUAGAUCUUGUUGAAUUGAUUGAAGCCUAUCAAUGAGCCAUCACUCAAGUUCUGUCAAACCCUGGACCUGAGCAGCCCCCCUUGCGGGAUUUUUAGAUCUUAGUGCACAGUGCCCUAGCACACUCAGAGCAAUUUUUUUUUUUUCCUCCAGAGAAGUUUGCCGAAGUUGCCAGGGUGAAGUUUCUGAGCCCACAAAUCUGAGGCCUGGAGUUGGGGCCGCAAGGAGGGCUGCCCUCCUGGAAUGUCAGGAAUUCCAGGGACAUCUGGCCUGCUUUGCAUCUGCUGGGCCCGCCAACCGGCAUUCUUCCUUGUGGGGAGUGAGGCUUCAGUGAUGGGCCUGGAAACACGGAGGCCCCUUUGAUCCCAGCCUCCUGUUGCAGCCCACGUUGGAUGACCUUGAGUGCCAAUUUGAUGUCCCUGGGCCUCACCACUUCUAUAAACAGGGGUGACAAGUUCUGCCAGGCCUGGAAUCCACAUACAAAGGUCUGGAAGAAACUGAACUAGAGGAAUUCAUUCCAGCACCAAGGAGGUCCCUGAACCCCUAGUAGAGAAGCUUCUUUCCAAAUGCCCUAAGAUCUUUGCUCCUCCUUUAAAUUCUCUUGGGCAAAGAUGGUGUUUUCUGCCUUUGGGCUCCUACUUCUAAUUUUAUUUAUUUAUUUACUUGUUUGUUUAUUUUUUGCGGCCUCUCCCGUUGCGGAGCACAGGCUCCGGACGCGCAGGCUCAGCGGCCAUGGCUCGCGGGCCUAGCUGCUCCGUGGCAUGUGGGAUCUUCCCAGAACGGGGCACGAACCUAUGUCCCCUGCAUCGGCAGGCGGACUGUCAACCACUGUGCCACCAGGGAAGCCCCUACUUCUAAUUUUAAAUCAAUGUAUGCCCCGGGCUAGAAUGGAUCACCUCUACUGUACCUCAGAUGCACCAGACAACUCUCACCAAAGGAAUUUAACCAAGGGAAGCGGCCACCGAGGAGGCCUUUGCUAUCGCAAACUAGUUCCUUGGGCUUUUGAGAGGCAAGAUCAGGAAGGAGGGAGAUGGGGAGGGAGGAGGAGGUGCGAAGGCUGGGGGACCAGCCUGGAGACUGUGGCACUGGCACCAUCAGAAGGAACGCGAGUGUGGGCUUGGUGGAGGUAGCAGGGCUUGGAGGGGUGUGUGUGUGUGUGUGUGUGUGUGUCUGUCUGUGUGUCUGAGAACAUCUCUCACGUGCAGAAUGCCAGGCCAAUUGAGCUCCAAGGUCUUUGAGCCUGUAAUAUUCUGUGACUUACAGAACCCACAAUGAUUUUGCAACUGACUUUGCAAAUGCACAGUUUGUUAUUACAAGCUCUUUGUCAGUAUUAUUUCAGUGAGGUGUAAUAGUUCAUCAAAUGAGACCGUAAUUUAUUUAGUCACUCCCGUGGAGUCAAACGUUUAGGUGCUUUGAACGUGUCAAAUGAUUAUAAAUAAUGCCAUAAAGAACAUCUUUAUACCUAAGCUUUGUUUCCUUAGGCUGCAUUCCCAGAUAAAUAAUUACUAGGUCAAUGAAAAGGACUAUUUUUAAGGCUCUUGAUCCGUAAUGCUAAGUACUUUCUAAAUAGUUAUUUCCAACUUUCAGAAGUUUUUUAUUGAGGAAGUAUUUUAAAUGUACACACAAACAUGCAACUAGAGUGAGUGGUAUAAUGAAUUCCGUUCCUUAUCACCCAGCAUUCAUAAUUAUCAACAUUUCAACAGUCAUUUUUAAUCUUCAUUUUGGGAAAGGGACUGUAUCUCGAUGUAGCCAGUCUGAUUGCUGACUAUUUAGAUUGUUUCAAAGUUUUCAUUAUCAUAUAAAAUGCUGCAGUGAAUAUCCUUGUCACAAAUGCUGUGCACUACUGUAAGCUCUUUCUUUUUUAAAAAAAAUCAAUCAAUUAAUUAAUUUUAUUGGUUGAUUUUUGGCUGCGUUGGGUCUUCAUUGCUGUGCGCGGGCUUUCUCUAGUUGCGGCAAGAGGGGGCUAUUGUUUGUUGCAGUGCAGGGGCUUCUCAUUGCUGUGGCUUCUCUUGUUGCAGAGCAUGGGUUCUAGGCGCAUGGGUUCAAUAGUUGUGGCUUGUGGGCUCAGUAGUUGUGGUGCAUGGGCUUAGUUGCUCCGUGGUAUGUGGGAUCUUCCUGAACCAGGGAUUGAACCCGUGUCCCCUGCGUUGGCAGGUGGAUUCUUAACGACUGUGCCACCUGGAAGUCCCAGCUCUUUCUUGAGAUAAAUUCUUGGGCAGAAUUUUGGAGCCAAAGUCUGCACAUAUUUUCAGUUCACUUUUACAUAAUACAGAAUUGCUUUAUGGAAAAGAUGCCAAAUUAUUUUUCUGUCCUCAUCUAAGAAUGUCUGUUUCUUCUUGCCUUGUAGCAUUCUUUGCAAUAUUUUCAGUUUGGUAGGUGAUUAAUAGUAUCUCCCUGUUUUUUCAGUUUGCAUCUUAUAAUUACCAAUGAGGCUGAAUUUCUUUUUUUCUAACUAGAGACUCUUUUCUUUUAUUUUUUUAUUUCCCCCCCACCUCAGACUAAAGUUUCUUCCUUUCUUUUUCUUUCUUUCUUUCUUUCUUUCUUCCUUUCUUUCUUUCUUUCUUUCUUCCUUCCUUCCUUCCUUCCUUCCUUCCUUCCUUCCUUCCUUUCUUUCUUUCUUUCUUUCUUGUUGCUUUACACUGCUGUGAGACUGAAUUUUUAAAUACAUAUAUUUAUUUCCAAUUUAUAUACUUUUUCUAUGAAUUGACACCUUCCUGUUUUCUUUUGGUGUUCCCCACCCUCCCUUUACUGCUUUGUAAGAGUGUCUCAUAUAUAAAAUAUCGGCGGAGUCCCAGUAGAAAGCAGAUGGCAUCGUACCAAUCCUUUAAUGAAGGGACCAUUUGCAAAUUAUGUGAAUAAAGUUCAGGGACCCCCAACAAGAAGCGUAAUCCUGCCAUAAUCCUGGCCUUGCAAACGUGUGUUACCAACCAGGGUUCUUGGCCUUCCCCAAACAGUAGAAAUUGAUCAGAGGCCAGACAAAAAACUCAGGCUUUAUUGGGGCCCUGCUGCGGCUGGGGAGUGAGAACAAACAGCAGGUUCCCUUGAUUGCUCGCUCCCCGAGAGGGGGCAAGCUUUUUCCUUAUAUGGGGUGAGGGUAGGGGUGUGUCCAGGGGUUGGGCCAGGGGGGUGGCUUAGGUGUUUCGCCCACCCCUUAGGUGGUGGUGUGUUCAGGGCGCAUGCACAGCCCCCUGCUUUUGCUCCCGACCUCCUGCUUUUGCUCCAGGCUCUUCAAAAGUGGCAGUUGGGUUUUUUGGUCUUUUUAAACUCAUUUCCUCAAUUUAUUUAUUUACAAUUUUAAAUUUUAAUAAUUUUAUGUCAUCCUAUGAACGAAUCUUGGUGAUUUCGCCUUUGGGAUUUUGCUUAGGAGAGGUUCUCCAUACCCAACAUUGUGGUAUUAUUCAACCUGGUGUAGUGUUUCCCCUCUAGAGUCGGAAGGGGAAAAAAAGAUCUGUUUAAGAGCUAUAAACAAGCAAAACUCUGUUUGAGCAGCUUCCUUCUUCUAAGGGAGUCGACAUGAUACUUUCCAGGGGAGUAUAAACCUUCUACUCUUCCCUUCCACUCCUUGUAAUUGUUUUGUUGAAGGAGAUGAUUUUGAAGGAUACAAACUAGCAGAGCUGUAUUUUUUCUCAGCGCCGCCUUCAACUCCUGCACUGAAGCCAGCAGGCACCAGCUUGCAGAACCAGUGGUUAAAUAGGAAUCUUGGGAUCUGGCUAUGAAACCACUGUAGCUGGAAAUUGGCCGACGAGGGUAUUUACACCAUGGACAUCAGCAAAGGCUAAAAACCAGGGCUCUCUCUUCCUGCCCCUAAAGCGAGUUUACCUGCUCUCCACCUGCUUGGGCCCUGUCUGAGCCCCUGCAGGGGAGAUGGGGGUGGAGAAGUGGGGCUAUUCUUUUUCUCUGCUUCCGCCUUGCUUCCCACUCCACUUCUCCCAUCAUUCCCCAUUCCUGCUGGCUCCUACCGGUUUGGGGCACGGGGGGGGGCGGAUUAGAGGAAAGGGGUAAAAAGUCUUCAGUACUUUGUGCUAUUGCAAACUGUCCUUAAGUGCUCUCUGUUAUGGCAGGUGUUAUGGCUCUUUGGCACGGGAUGUCUUCUGGUUUCUUCCCAAAUGCUCCCUUACCCACUUGGAUCUGAGCAAUACAUUUCCCAGCUGAAUACGGGUGGCGCCUCUUCCUUUUUCAGCUCCUGCCUUUGGAGAUGCCCCAUAGCCUCUUUCUGCCAGGUAUCCGUUCACCUGAGCAGACAGCUGUUUGGGGCAGGGUCCCUUCAAGCUAGCUUACUUGCGCUGAGCUCCACAUGUGCUCUUUAAAAAAAAAAAAAAAUUUUUUUUUAAUUCAUUUUUUGGCUGCACGGCUUGUGGGAUCUUAGUUCCCCAACCAGGGAUCGAACCCACACCCCCUGCCGUGGAAGCUCGGAGUCUUAACCACUGGACCGCCGGGGAAGUCCCUCCAUGAUGUGCUCUUGAUGCAUGGAAACCUCAUGCAUCCUUACCCAGCCAGCGGGUGCAGGGGCAUUUACCCAGCGGCUGUUCUCCUGGGAACCUUGGGCAGCUCCAGCCUGCAUCCACCUUCUGUCACCCCAGGACGAGGGCAGAGGCACCUUCAGCCUCUACUCUCCCAAAUGACAGGGAAGUAAGACACCAGAGAAUUCUCAUCCCCAGCUCCGGCAGUGGUCGGGUGGCCUGUGAGUCUGGGGGCUCAGUAAGCACUGAGAAGUAAACUGUCAGUCUCUCCAGAUACUCCCGGUCUCCCCACGAGGGGUUCUGUCGGCCCCCCUCACUUGCUUAGGGACGAGCCCGUAAGAGAGGGGAACCCCCAGAGCAUACUCCACUCCUCUGAAUUUCCUACCUUCCUCUCUUUUCUUUUCUUUUUUUAAAGUAUGGUUGGUUUACAAUAUUGUGCUUGUUUCAGGUGUCCAGCUAAGUGAUUUGUUUAUACAUAUAUAUAUAUCUAUAUUCUUUUUCAAUUCUUUCCCAUUAUAGUUUGUUACAAGAUAUUGAAUACAGUUCCCUGUGCUAUACAGUAAGCCCUUGUUGUUUAUGUUAUAUAUAGUACUGUGCCUCUGUUAAUCCCACACUCCCAAUUUAUCCCUCUGCCGCUUCCCCUUUGGUAACCAUAAAUUUGUUUUCUAUGUCUAUGAGUCUGAUUCUGUUUUGUAAAUAAGUUCGUUUGUGCUAUUUUUUUAGAUUCCACAUGUAAGUGAUAGCAUAUGCUAUUUGUCUUUCUCUUUCUGACUUACUUCACUCAGUAUGAUAAUCUCUAAGUCCAUCCAUGUUGCUGCAAGUGGCAUUUCUUCAUUCAUUUUUAUGGCUAAUAUUCCAUUGUAUAUAUGUACUACAUCUUCUUAAUCCAUUCCUCUGUCAAUGGACACUUAGGUUGCUUCCAUAUUUUUAUGGCUGUCUCCAUGCAGACAGGGGCUAGGUGUGCUCACCUUGUCACGUAACAGCCUGGCAGUGACUCCCCUGGGCGUCUGGUGACUGUUGAAGAGACAAGUGUGGGAGGGGCCCCCAAGUCCAUCCUCUCUCUCCCCUCUGGGCUAUCUCUUGCUCCGUGUGCUGAGCUGGCUACAGUCUCCUGUUGCUCAACCAGCACUUCCUUUGAGCCUGGUCUCCCAAUCCUCCCAAAUGCCUUUUUGACUUCGCCGACUGAACCAGCGGGCUGUGCACUCACUCAAGCAGCGAAACUGCUGGCGGAGGCGUCACGAGGGACCCCCUCCCAUAGUCAAAUCCAGGGGUCCCUAAAACCUGCCCAAUGUCUGGCCAACCCAUCUUCCCUCUCAGGAUUGCUCUCUGGUUUAUGCCCGGCCGUCCUCAAGUCCACACCUCUGGUUACUUUCCCUGCCCACAGGCUGUGCCUCUUAUGAAAAGGCCCCAUCCCUCGUCUGACCCUGUCUCCCAAGCUGACUCCAGUCCCACCUCUGCUCCCUGACCCCUGACCACUCCAGCUGAUAACUCCUCCCUGCAGUCGGAGCUCUGCCACACCACUCGCUGGGCGUGAGGACUACAGGGUCCCCACGGCGCUCCUUUAUGCUCCUCUGUGCUGCGCCGGCACAGAGCAAGUGCCCAACAAUAGCUGUUGAAUGAGUGUACAAAUGUGCUCUCUCCCUCCAGGCGAAGUUUCUGGAGGGCAGGGCCCGUGUGCCUUCCACUGCACACUGACCUAGGAUGCUCAGGCUGCUCUGUCAGGUGGACAGCUGGCCCUCCAUAUCCGCAGGUUCUGUGUUCGCAGAUUCAACCAGCCGCGGAUGGAAAACACUACACAGUCAGAGGCUGGUUGAAUUCCCGGAUGCAGAACCCACAGAAACAGAGGGCAGACUGUAAGGGAUUUGAGUAUCCUCGGAUUUUGGUAUCCAUGGAGGUCUUGGAGCCAAUCCCCUGCGGUUACCGAGAGACGACUGCAUUUGUUUAUUGACAAUUUGAUAGCACCAAUCUGGUGCCAGCCGCUUUAAGUGGACUGAACACACACACACACACACACACACACACACACACACACACACACACACACAUUAGGAGCAUAGAUUUUUUUAAAAGUCCAGUGUAUGAGCCCCAGAAGCUUCCUGGAAAUCAUUAAGAGAAGAACUUGCUUUGUUGAUGGAAAUAUUUUAUAUCUUUCCUGUCCCGUAUGGUAGCCACUAGACAUGUGGACUAUUGAGCGCUUCAAAUGUGGCUAGUGCAGCCAAGGAACUGAAUUUUUAUUUGUAUUUCAUUUUACUUAAUUUCAGUGUAGGUGACCUCAUGUGGCCAGUGGCUGCCUUGCUGGAGAGCACAGCUCUAAGACCCUCCCAUUUCACCCCGUUCUAAGCUUCUCACUUUCUCCUCUCCAGGCCCCCCGAGCCCCUCUCACCUCUGCCCAGGUGCUUCUGCCCCUGUUGUCUGGCAGCUUGAUUUGGACCUAUUUCUCCACCUCAGUCUCCACAUUCUUCUCAGAUACCGUGUUUGGCCUCUGACCAAACUGUGCCCAUGAGGAAGAAACAGUCUGGCUUCGAGUCCAGACUGCUGACCCCUGGCUUCCCCUCGGAGAGGGUGCUGCCCUGACAGCUUACUGAUGGCUUAGGAGUAAGAAGGACGUAGUCCAUCCUGGAUGCGGCCGGCCACAUGAACGACAUCUUCACUCUCCUAGGACCAUCUCCACCUGCUCUCGUGGGCGCCCCCUUAGGGCAGGACAAGGUAGGACUCUGACACAUGAAUAGUUCUUGGAAGUGAGAGGCAGAUGCAAAGGGAGAUUUCCUAAGUCUUAUUUUCUGUAGCUCUCUGGCUUAAAAUGAGGCCCACUUUAAUGGAAAACAAAACACGCAGACAGGUGGAUGAUAUCCUUUGUAUGUUUACUAUGGUACAGCAAGAUCUUCCAAACCAGAGCCGAUACCCUCUGCUGCAAGCAGAAGGCCCUGGGUACACCCCUUUCAAGUGGUCCAAAGGACAUCCCCAAACAUGACAUUUAAGACAAUUCUUCAUUUCUCUGACAAUGACUUCUCGAAGUGCACACAGAAUAAAUAAAUAGAAAAUAUAUCUUUGUUCAUGGUGACGCCUACAAGAAAUGUUUACAGACAAAACACACUAUACAUCUAAUUCCCGAAAAAGGACCAGCUAUUUCGGCAACAGGAAAAAGACAAGCGUUUCAGAGGAGUGUUUUUUUUUUGUUUUUUUGUUUUUUU
Molecule: messenger RNA, 18739 nt
Organism: Orcinus orca (killer whale)
Lineage: Eukaryota; Metazoa; Chordata; Mammalia; Artiodactyla; Delphinidae
Gene: MESD
Product: mesoderm development LRP chaperone
Exons: 3
Coding region: 69-767 (232 amino acids)
Biological process (GO): protein folding
Molecular function (GO): low-density lipoprotein particle receptor binding
Source: RefSeq, a predicted model, not a curated record